This is a messenger RNA of Colletotrichum higginsianum IMI 349063, 4788 nucleotides long. Its product is annotated as Ankyrin repeat domain-containing protein 52. The record is from RefSeq and is a predicted model, not a curated record. Bases 1 to 4788 code for a protein of 1595 amino acids. Gene Ontology annotation, molecular function: protein binding. The transcript has 5 exons. NCBI's taxonomy places the organism in Eukaryota, Fungi, Ascomycota, Sordariomycetes, Glomerellales, Glomerellaceae.
AUGGAGCCGAUAGGACUUGCGGUUGGAGUCGCGGGCCUGGCUGGCCUCUUCUCCAGUUGCCUGGAAGCCGUCGAAAGGUUCGACUCUUACAAGAACUUUGACCGCGAUUCGCGUUCCUUGACCACACAGCUCGACGCCGCCAAGCAUCUCUUGGAACAAUGGGGUCGUGCCGUCGGCAUCGAGAACGGAAAGAUGUCGGACAACCAUCAUCCUGCCCUCGACAACGAAAAAACACUAGAAGUCGUCCGCAAGCUGUUGUCCAGCAUCCAAGACUUCUUUGGCGGUCCAGACGAUGUGGCGCUUCAAAUAGCAACGUCAACGGACAGGGACUUCCUAAAAAGCGGCCCGCUUCCUUCGCGAUGGACGAAGCAUUCUCGCCAUAGAGCGCCUGCGGAUUCGAAAUGGAAAAUGGCUUCUUGGGCGCUAUCUGGGAAAUCGAAGCGUACAAAGCACGUCCAGACAGUCACCUCCCUAGUGCAGUAUCUGUAUAUCCUCGUUCCCAUCAACGAUACCAAGGAGAUACAAGCAGGACAAAAGUCAUCGGCUACAGACAUUCGAGAUACUUCCUCACAUGAGCAUCUUUGGCUUGCAACGAUUCAAGCGUUCAUAGACAAGACAGAAGACGAAAUGAUAGCCGAAACAAAGAGGGACCUAUGCGCCUGGCUUGGUUCUCCGUCUCCGAACGACCUUUACGACGAUUCCAUUCAGAAGAGACUGGACGGGACAUGCGAGUGGAUAUUAGAGCGAGACAACGUGCUUGGAUGGCUUUCGCCUGACAUCUCGCCCGACAGCGCCAGCUUGCUCUGGAUCAACGGCCCGGCAGGGUUCGGCAAGACUGUUCUGUGUGCCAAACUGGUUGAGAUUCUUUCGUCCAAGCCUCAAACACCCGUCGCACAUUUCUUUCUCUCAUCCAAAUUUGAGGGUCGCGAUGAUCCCUAUGCAGCCGUCAGAUCGUGGGUCACGACGGUCUCUUUCAGCAGCCCAACUGCUUUGGACGUGGUCCACAGGAAACGAUUGGUCCAACAUGAGCAGGUCGCAACGCGGGCAACUAUCAUGAAGCUCUUCCGCGAGGUUCUGCAAGCCGUGCCGUUUUGUACUUUCGUCUUGGACGGUCUGGACGAAUGCACUUGGUUAGGCGAGAACCGUAACGACGGCGACUCGGUGGUCCGUUUUCUCAAUGAGCUCAGGCAAUCAAUUACCGACACCACUGCCCGAAUUUUGGUUGUCAGCCGCAACGAACCAGAGAUUCGACAAGGACUCUUGCAGUUCCCGGGCUUCAGCGAGUAUGCGAUAUCUCCCGAGGACGUCCGUGACGAUAACGUAGCCUACUCUAGAAGCAUCGUCAACAGCAAGCUGCCGAACAAGGACGAGCCAACCAGACUCAGCAUCUCUCGGAAAAUGGCCGAUCGCAGCAACGGCCAGUUUCAGUGGAUCAAGAUGCAAGAGGGGUUCUUGAGGAAAGGCAGGAAUAAAAAGCAGCUCGAGAAAGACAUUGACGAGACCCCGGCCGGCCUCGAUCGUCUCUACGACCGAACCUGGGAGAGGAUUGAGAGAUUACGAGACGCGGAAAAAAAUAGAGCAUUCUCUUUGCUCCGGUGGGCCGCGUUCGCUCUGCGACCUCUGACUGUCUGCGAGAUCACUGAAGCCGUUCUCAUUAACGAUGACUGUGACGAUCUGCCGCUUGACGAGUUGCCGGACUCUGUUGACGAAGACUACAUUGAAAGUGAGAUCUUGGGUCUCUGCGGAUCCUUGGUUGAAGUGCGGGGCACUCAGCCGGACUCCUCUCCCGGAUCCAGGAAGAUACACCUGACGCACUUCUCGGUCAAGCAGUAUCUGCUGUACAAGAUUCCGUCCCAGGGAGCGAUUCUAUUCGCUAAUGAAACCUUGCGCGCAUCAAACGAAACCCUCGAGGCUGUAAUCCUUGCUAAGCUGUGUCUCCGCUACAUCAGCUUCCAGCGGGUCUGGGACGACUUUUCUGCUGAAGACGAUAAUCGAGUUGGGGCAUCCUUCCGAAAUUACGCCGCGGAAUACUGGCAUCAGCACACUGAUUUGAGCAAAGCAGAUGAUGAGCCGUUGGUAGAAGCCAUGAACACCCUCUUUGACGGACGCGCUAAGACUUGGGAGUCCUGGAGAAAAUGGUUUGAUCUCUACGGCGAAGACUUGGAUCCAGAGGCGACGGAAACAGCAGCAAGCCCUUUGUAUUAUGCUUCCCGUUUGGGGCUGACAGAGGUCGUCAAACAUCUCAUACAGCACUGCAAACACAAUCCGAACGAAAGCCUAGAGUCCGGAAGAGCAGCGCUUGUGGUCGCAUGCGAAAGGGGAAGUCUGGAAGUUGCGCAAACGCUGCUUGAAGCAGGAACCAAAGUCAACGUCACAGGCUACCGAGGACGAACGCCGCUCUAUUCGGCAUCAAUGAACGGUCAUCUCGAAGUGCUGAAGCUAAUCCUCGAAAAGGGGGGUGACUUGACGGUGGCAAAUGCUGGUGGAUGGACUCCGCUACAUAUAGCCGCAGAUAACGGCCAUCUUGAGGUCGUCAUCCUUCUUCUCGCCAAGGGAGCAGAGGUUGCAGUUGCCGAUAAGGACGGCUGGACGCCACUGAAUUCAGCUGCUGCUGAGGGCUAUGUUGAGGUAGUGAGGCUACUCCUUGACAGGGGAGCAGAUAUGACAGUUGCUAAUAAGGACGGCUGGACGCCACUAAUCUCAGCUGCUGAUGAGGGCCAUGUUGAGGUAGUGAGGCUACUUCUUGACAGGGGAGCAGACAUGACAGUUGCUGAUGAUGAUGACGGCUGGACGCCACUGAUCUUAGCUGCCUCCAAUGGCCAUGUUGAGGUGGUGAGGCUCCUUCUUGAAAGGGGAGCAGAUAUCUCAGCAACUAACAAUAAUGGGUGGACACCACUGAACUUAGCUGCCGUCAACGGCUAUGUUGAGGUAGUGAGGCUACUCCUUGACAUGGGAGCAGACAUGACAGUUGCUGGUGAGGGUUGGACGCCACUAAGUUCAGCUGCUGACAGUGGCCAUAUUGAGGUGGUCAGAUUGCUUCUUGAAAGGGGGGCAGAUAUCGCAGUCGUCGAUAAUGGUGGAUGGGCACCACUGAUCGUAGCUGCCAACAAAGGCCAUAUCGAGGUAGUAAGGCUACUCCUUGACAUGGGAGCAGACAUGACAGUUGCUGAUGGGGAUUGGACGCCACUGAUCGUAGCUGCCGGCGAAGGCCAUAUCGAGGUGGUAAAGCUACUCCUGGAAAAGGGAGCAGAUAUCUCAGCGGCCACCAAGAAUGGAUGGACGACACUGCUGUCAGCUGCUGAUAACGGUCAUCUUGAGAUCAUUAGCCUUCUUAUCACUAGGGGGGCAGAUAUCGCAGUCGUUGAUAAUAGUGGAUUAGCGCCACUGAUUGUAGCUGCCAACAAAGGCCAUAUCGAGGUGGUAAAGCUACUCCUGGAAAAGGGAGCAGAUAUCUCAGUGGCCACCAAGAAUGGAUGGACGGCACUUAUUGCAGCUGCUUUCCAAGGCCAUAUCGAGGUAGUAAGGCUACUCCUGGAACGGGGGGCAGAUAUCUCAGUUGUUAACGCAGAUGGGUGCUCAUCGUUAGGUUUUGCCUCCCAUGGCCACCUUGAUGUCGUCAAGUUACUUCUUGACAAGGGAGCAAACGUUGCAGUCGCCAGCACAGACGGUUGGACACCACUUAUCAUCGCAUCACGAAAUGGUCAUCCUGAUAUUGUUAGACUUCUCCUCGAUAAAGGAGCCAACAUCACAGAUGCUAUGAAAGACGGAUCGACAGCGCUUGAAUUUGCCGCACGAAACGGACACGACCUGGUAGUUGAGUUGCUGCUUAACAACGGAGCUGGUUUUGCAGUCAUCAACAACACAGGAAAGACGCCGCUUCAUUCAGCCUCAGCUAAUGGCCACAUUAAGGUCGCUAAAUUGCUUCUCAAAAAAGGGGCAAGUCCAGCAGCUAAGACUCACAAUGGAUGGACGUCGCUUCACAUUGCCUCCCAAAACGGUCACAUUGAGGUCGCCAAAUUACUUCUUGAAAAGGGGGCAAGUCCAGCAGCUAAGAUUCACAAUUUUGGGACGCCGCUUCAUUUAGCAUCCAAAAAUGGCCACAUUGAGGUCGCCAAAUUACUUCUCGAAAAGGGGGCAAGUCCAACAGCUGAGGACCAUGAUGGAUGGACGUCGCUUCAUUCGGCCUCAGCUAAUGGCCACAUUAAGGUGGACAAGCUGCUCAUCAGCAAGGGGGCAGAGAUUUUCGUUGCUGAAAACAGGGGCUGGACGCCGCUGCAUGUUGCAUCACUAAAAGGCUUCAGCGAGCUGGUCCGGCUGUUCCUCGAACGAUUCCCAGAUCACACCGACGCUAGGGACGACAUCGGCCGCACACCCCUCUUUUUCGCAGCGAUGCAGGGACACAGUGAGGUUGUUAAGCUGCUGCUUUCCCGUCUGGCAUCUGCCAAUGCCAUGGACUGCUACAAUGCGACGGCUUUGAUUGCGGCGGCAAGGGAUGGACACGCAGGCGUGGUGGAGCUCCUGCUCAAUGAGAAUGGCAUCUGGUUCAAUCACAGGGACAAAUUGGGCAGGUCCGCUCUUUGCUGGGCGAGGCAGAGCGGAGAUGUCCAGACGAUUGAGCUCCUCUUCAAGCAUUCACAGGGGACAACAGAAGCGCAGCCGGGUCACGAGAACACGCCGACGGGAGACAGAGCAGCUUCGUUUAAGCCAGACUCAAGCAUCUGCGAUGUGGGAAAGGGCAUCGGCGCUCCAUGCUCUGCUGAAACCACAUGUAAUUUUGCUGAGUCGUGA